AUGCAGGUGCUCAUGGCCGCCUUUCUUGUCUGGACUCUGCUGUCUCCCCAGGGCCGUGGCGGGGAAGCCUGGCCCACACACACGGCCUGCAGGGAUGAGAGCCUGCAAGUCCUCUACCAGAGCUGUGACCCACUACAAGAUUUUGGCUUGUCUAUUGACCAGUGUCCCAAACAACUAAAACCAAAUGUCAACAUCAGAUUUGGAAUCAUUCUGAGGGAGGAUAUCAAGGGGCUGUUUCUGGACGUCGCUCUCUUCAGUAAAGGCCUGUCCAUUCUGAAUUUCUCCUACCCCAUCUGUGAAGUGGAUCUACCCAAGUUUUCUUUCUGCGGAAGAAGCAAAGGAGAGCAGAUUUAUUAUGCCGGCCCUGUCAAUAAUCCUGGAUUUGAAAUUCCUGAGGGAGAGUACCAAGUUCUGCUAGAACUAUACACCCAAGACCACAGCACCGUGGCCUGCGCCAACGCCACCAUCCUUUGCUCCUGA
This is a messenger RNA of Lipotes vexillifer (Yangtze River dolphin), 480 nucleotides long. RefSeq names its product lymphocyte antigen 86 (gene LY86). The record is from RefSeq and is a predicted model, not a curated record. Gene Ontology annotation, biological process: innate immune response; positive regulation of lipopolysaccharide-mediated signaling pathway. Bases 1 to 480 code for a protein of 159 amino acids. Lineage: Eukaryota; Metazoa; Chordata; Mammalia; Artiodactyla; Lipotidae. The transcript has 5 exons.